This is a messenger RNA of Closterium sp. NIES-65, 675 nucleotides long. Lineage: Eukaryota; Viridiplantae; Streptophyta; Zygnematophyceae; Desmidiales; Closteriaceae. The record is from the annotation of a GenBank genome assembly.
AUGGCUUCUCUUCGGCUAACAACAGCCGUCCAGCUGCUCCUACUCGUCGCCAUUUUCGCCUCGUUACCCGCGGAGCCCCGUGCCGAGACUCCCCGCCGCGAGCUUAAAAUUCUGAAAGACCUCGUCGGUCAGUACGCGCUCACUACAACCGGCACAAAUGUGACCAGUCUUGUUCUGUCGUUGAACGUCUCAAACCCGUUGCGCUCCAAGAAACCUUCGGACUACGUACUCAGCUUUCAGGCGACCCUCGAGAUGGCUGACAACGCCCUGACAGUCACAGAUCCGCCGAAAUUCUUCAUGGUUUUUUCCAACGGUCACCUUUACUACCUCAACAGCGGAACCAACUGGACGCUCAAGCAGGAAUAUGUCCCAACCUGCACUCCAAACCCGGACUACGUUGCACCGCCUUCGUCCGGAGCUCCCGAAGCUACCGAUGGAUCUGGCGAGACUGGGACCGAAGACACAACCGAUGUUCCAGCUGAGAUUUGCGUCGACACUCUCGUGAAAACAACGCACAUUCUUGAGCCGUCGAUUUUCACGGGCCGUCGGAGCUACUUCAGCAAGAAAGACUACAUGUGGACGGAUUGGAACAUGCUGGGCUGCCCGGAUAUGUACUUUCGGUUUGGGAUUCCAGUGCGAGGGCGCGUUUCGGGACUGCUUGCGAAGAUCGCCUAG